ACGCGUAUCCGCUUGGCUGUAUGUGAAAGCCUGCAGUCCCUCCGCCAUCUUUACUGUCUCCUCAGUAGUCUCGCAGUCCGGAGCAGGGAGGGGACCCGAGGUGGGUUACACACACGCAGACCGCGCGGGCCUGACAGGACCUGCAGCUUCCGCCGUGACCAUGAAACCCAGAGCAGCUGAGGGAGCCGCCUGCCAGUAGCCGGUUGCAGCAGCGCCUCACCCCCCCUCCGCUCACGACCGUUAUCUCCGAUUGUCCGAGGCGAUUGAGCCCAUCAUGUCGUCCGCUCGCUUUGACUCGUCGGAUCGUUCGAGCUGGUACUUCGGGCCGGUGUCGCGGCAGGAGGCACAGACGCGACUGCAGGGGCAGCGGCACGGCGUCUUCCUUGUCCGGGACUCGUCCACCUGCCCCGGAGAUCACGUGCUGUCCGUCUCGGAGAACUCGCGGGUCUCCCACUACAUCAUCAAUUCUCUGCCCGGACGGCGCUACAAGAUCGGGGACCAGGAGUUCGACAACUUACCGGCCCUGCUAGACUUCUACAAGAUCCAUUACCUGGACACCACCACCCUCAUCGAGCCGGCACUGAGAUAUCCGAGCCCGCCUGUGGGGACAGGUUCUGCCUCUACUGUCCAUGCGUCGGAGGAAAACUUGGAGUGUGUACGGACUCUUUAUGACUUCCCUGGCAAUGACGCCGAGGACCUUCCUUUUAAAAAAGGUGAAAUCUUGAUCAUUGUAGAAAAGCCUGAGGAACAAUGGUGGAGUGCCCGGAACAAGGACGGUCGCGUUGGUAUGAUCCCUGUGCCCUAUGUGGAGAAGCUACCCCGUGUGUUUCUUCAAGGAGUGAUGGGGAACAGGAAUUCCAAUAGCUAUGGCAUCCCCGAGCCUGCACAUGCCUAUGCUCAGCCUCAGACUCCCAGCCCUCUGCCCGCCUCUUCUACCCCUCCUGGCGCAGUUAUCACCCCAUUACCAUCCACGCAGAAUGGACCUGUCUAUGCUAAAGCCAUUCAGAAACGAGUGCCCUGCGCUUACGAUAAGACGGCCCUUGCGCUGGAGGUGGGUGACCUUGUGAAAGUGACUCGCAUGAAUAUUAACGGCCAAUGGGAAGGGGAGGUGAAUGGCCGAAAAGGGCUUUUUCCCUUCACACAUGUGAAAAUAAUUGACCCUCAGAAUCCGGAUGACAAUGAGUGACUGGCGUGAUCUCCUCACUUCUCCUCCUCCAGGUCCUCUGAAGCUCCCCUGGCCUCCUCCUCUUUCAGCUGCCUGGUCAUUUGACACGCGCUCCAGAGUUCACCUACUGACGCAUGUAACAUAGCUGUGUUUGUCCAUGAUGCGAGCUGCUGCUUCCCACGUUUUCAAGGGUCUGCCGUGCUGCCAGCCGCUAAUCCUGUUGCUGUGGAGAACCAUACCUGGUGGCUUUCUGAAGCGUUGUUGUUUUUUUUUUUUUUUUGUUUGUUUUUUUCUCCCCCUUUUCCUCUUAAAGAAUUUGUGUUUUAUGGACUCACACAGCGCCACAAAAUAGUGAUUUCUAGAAAUGACCCCUGCUUCCGUCAUUUCGGAGAACGAAGAGAUUGUGACCGAUCCGUUGGGAUCCCUACAAUCCCUCUUGCUGGUGGGGAGAUCCAAGUGUAUGAUGGUUAAACUGAGGCCUUUAUUUAUACUGCGAACCAUGGCAAUUGUUGUUCUGCGCAGGAAUUUGACUACUUCCCCUUUCAAAUGCAGAGUUCUGUCGCUGCAGCAGAGGACGCCGCCUGCCAGUCCUUCCAGCGGAAAUUCCAGUUUUCUCUUGUGCUCUGAUGCAGUGUGAUUCUUCUCGGUGCCAUUAUCCGUUUGUACUGUGAGGUGUCUAGCGGGUAGAUCUUAGGAAUGUGAUUUUUAUUUUUAUUUUUUUUCCUGGACUUUUUUGGUUUCCGUCAUGAGAAUGAACACCCCCUUUCAUUGCAGAAUGUUCCGUAUUGCCUAAGAAGCCACGUAUUGAGUUUCCGCAUGUAUUCCGAUUGCUUGGAAUAUCCUAGAUCCAUUCAUUUAAACUCCUUUGUUGGCCUUUUUUUAUGCGGUGGGCGCUGGUGCUCUGCUGCCACGUAAUAGCACAAAAGGAGGAAACACACAAUGAGCCAGCUCCUUAAGUCUUGUCUGAAUCUUGUUUUGCCCACUUUAUCUGGAACGCUGCAAAAAAAAAGACUAUGCAAGGGAAAAUUUGCCUUGACUCCAGA
This is a messenger RNA of Bufo bufo (common toad), 2208 nucleotides long. It is a transcript of the gene CRKL, whose product is annotated as CRK like proto-oncogene, adaptor protein. Bases 275 to 1186 code for a protein of 303 amino acids. The record is from RefSeq and is a predicted model, not a curated record. Gene Ontology annotation, molecular function: protein binding. Lineage: Eukaryota; Metazoa; Chordata; Amphibia; Anura; Bufonidae. The transcript has 3 exons. Gene Ontology annotation, biological process: positive regulation of ERK1 and ERK2 cascade.